GUAUUUUAUUUGUAAUUAUUAAUAUAUAGUAAUUUAUAAUUUUAAUGGAACUAUAUAUUUAUAUAAAUUUUUCUAAAAAUAUUAUUUUAUUAUAUUAUCAAUUUAUGUCAUAUUUUGAAUCAGUCCAACUCAGAACCGAAAAAAUUAAUUAAUUUAUUAAAUAUUAAUUUAUAAAGUUUAUGUAGUAAUAAUAUUUAUGAUAUAAUUAAGUAGUGGAUUUAGUUAAUUAUUCAUUCUAGUUAUAAAAAAAAUAUUAAUUCUUCAGCUUUACCUUUGAGCUAGGGCUUUGAGAAGAUUUAUCCUAGCCUCCUCUAUAUAAACAGAAGGCUUCUUGAUCACAACGCAACCAUCAGAGUUUCUGAGAAGUUCAUCUUUUGCUCAAGUUAGAAAAACUAGGAAAGAGUUUGAUUAGAUAUGUGGAACCAAAGGCCGAGUUAUAGGUUUGAGAUAGAUAACUUCUCGGAGAAGAAAGCUCUCAUAUCGUCGAAGACAUUCGUGAGCGGCGGAUGCGAAUGGUAUCUUCAAAUUAAUCCCAAGGGAGAUCGUAUUUCUGAUGGUCACUUGCCUUUGUACCUCUACGUUGCAAAUUCUACAACGUUGCGAACUGGAUGGAAAAGGAGUGCUAACUAUUACUUUGUUUUGUUGAAUCAAUCCGACAAAGAACUCCACAGAUCACCAAUUUCACUAUCAACCAACUUGUUUUGCGCUAAGACUCCAGCAUGGGGUUUCGCGAAGACCAUACCUGUAAGCAAAUUUCAAGGGAAAGGGUUUUUGGAGAAGGACAGACUCAUCAUUGAAGUCCACAUUAAAGUUAUUGAAGCUUUUGAUGGAGAAGGUGGAGAUGUAUCCAACAACAAGAAGAAGAAGACUGUUGACAUCAACGGUUUUCAAGUUUUUGCUUCUCAGGUUACUAAAGUGGGAAAGAUAUUCACAGAGCAUCCAGACAUUGCUUUAGAUUUCAAACCAACGAAACAAGAGGUGAAGACAGCAUACAUGAAUGUCCUCCUCAGGGUCAUUAAAACACUCAAUAAGCCUCCAAAGAGCCUUUCAGAGACUAGACUUAACAAGGCUAGCAGCGAGUUGAGUGAGCUGAUGGACGUAGGUUUCAAGCUGGACUGGUUGAAGUCAAAGCUUGAGGAGGUUUCUUUGGAGAGGAAGAAACCAGAUGUUGAUGGGUAUCAGGUCCAACAACUCGAGGAACGUGUCAAGCAUCUUCAGCUGAAGCUUGAUGAGGUUUCUUUGGGGAAGAAUUUAUCAGAUGAUGAUAAUGAGUCUCGUUCCCAAGAAGUAGAGAAACGUGUCAAGCAUAUUGAGCUGAAGCUUGAUGAGGUUUCCUUUGUGAGGAAGUUAUCAGAUGAUGAUAAUGAGUCUCGUGCCCAACAAGUAGAGGAGCGUGUCAAGGAUCUUGAGCUAAAGCUUGAUGAGGUUUCCUUUGGGAGGAAGUUAUCAGAUGAUGAUAAUGAGUCUCGUGCCCAACAAGUAGAGGAACGUGUCAAGAAUCUUGAGCUGAAGCUUGAUGAGAUUUCCUUGGGGAGGAAGAAAGGAGAUGAUACUAAUGAGUCUCGUGCCCAACAAGUAGAGGAGCGUGUCGAGGAUCUUGAGCUAAAGCUUGAUGAGGUUUCCUUUGAAAGGAAGUUAACAGAUGAUGAUAAUGAGUCUCGUGCCCAACAAGUAGAGGAACGUGUCAAGAAUCUUGAGCUGAAGCUUGAUGAGGUUUCCUUGGGGAGGAAGAAAGCAGAUGAUACUAAUGAGUUUCGUGCCAAACAAGUAGAGAAACGUGUCAAAAAUCUUGAGUUGAUGGAAUUGGAACUUAAUAAGUGUUGGAAGCCGAAGCUUGAUGAGUUGGAGGGUAAGAAAACUGAUGAUGCUAUUAUUUUUGAACAAAUCGAGGAUCGUGUCAUGGGUAUAGAGUUCAAGCUGGACAGCUUGAAUACAAAGCUUGAAGAGAUCUCCAAAGAGACGGAGAAAGCUGAUGAUGCUGAUUGUUCUCUGGUCCAACAACUCGAGGAAAGCGUCAAGAACAUUGAGUUGAUGGUCUCGCAUCUCAAAGAUGAACUUGACAAGAAAAAGAACAUAGCUUCUGAUGAUGGUUUCUUGUUGGUCGACUAGGUUUCUUGACGUAGAGAUCAUAUUAUUAGUUUAUUAGGUCUUCUUUAGAAGACACUACUAUGUUGGUCGACUCGGUUCCAACAACUUUAGGAAAGCGUCAAUAACAUUGAGCUGAUGGUGUUGUGUCUCAAAGUUGAACUAGACAAGAAGAAGGGCAAAUCUACUGCUGAAGGGUUUUUGUUGGUCGACUAAGCUUAUAAAAGCACGAAUGUCUUUUCAUUUUUCUCGUUUUCUGGUUUUUAGUUUUGCACUGUGAAACCCUAUAGUCUAGAGAUUUGACAUAAUCAAAAGUGUUUUUUUUUCGUUCUGAUUUAAUCUCAAAAUUGACCCAACAAAUCGAUUUUUUUUCCAUAGCUAACCAAAUUUUCACAUUUGAUUUCUACCUGACAUUAAUUUAUAUAUAUAUGGGAAACUAAUUAUAUCAUAUAUUUUGGAUAUUAGGAAAAUAAAAUCUAUGAUUAUAAUAGUUAUACUUUUUUGAAGAAAAAAAAUAUAUUUAUUUUUGUAUAAUUAAGUAGUGGAUUUAUUUUUUAAUUUUUUUAGCAAAAAAAAGUAGUGGAUUUAGUUAAUUGUUUGCUCUUCAGAUUACCUUCUGAGCUCUAGGGCUUGAGAAGUUUUGUCCUAGCCUCCUUUACAUAAACAGAGGGAUUCUUUAAUCUUUAUAGGAAAUCUACAAAAAGAUAAUAGUUAUAGUUUACUAAAAAAAUAGUAAAAAUAAAUUAAUUUUGGUCUAACUAAGUAGUGGAUUUGUUUAAUUAUUUAUUCUUCAGUUUUACCUUUUCUGCAACUAGGGCUUUGAGAAGUUUUAUCCUAGCCUCCUCUAUAUAAACAAAGGGCUUCUUUACCACCGAACGUAACCAAGCAGAUAGAGCUUUUGAGAAGUUCGUCUUUUGCUCGAAUAAAGAAAAAAAAAAACUAGGGAAAGGUUUGGAUAGAUAUGUCGAAUCGAAAGCCGAGUUUUAGGUUUGAGAUAGAUAACUUCUCGGAGAAGAAAGCCAAUGCCAUAUCGUCUAACACAUUCAAGAGCGGCGGAUGCGAAUGGUAAAACGAAAACAAUCGGAUUUUUAACUUGCUUUGUUAAACCCUGUGUCUUGAAUCAUAUUCAUAUUAUCUCAGGUUUUUAGCUGUUUAUCCCAAGGGAGAUCGUCUUGCUGAUGGUCACCUGUCUUUGUACCUGCAAGUUGCUAAUGAUACAACGUUGCAACCUGGAUGGAAAAGGAGUAUUAACUUUUACGUUGUUUUGUUGAAUCAAUCAGGCAAAGAACUCUACAAAACCGGUAAUGAAGUUUUAUUCCUUUUUGUGCAACCAAGUUUUGUCAAUGUUUGAAUCUUUAGUUUGUGUUUGGGACGUAUAAUAAUAAGAUCUCUUUUGAAGUUAAUUAGCUAUUUAGGACCAUAAUAAUCAUAUCUCUUUGUUGCUAGCUGCGACAGGAUAUAAGCCUAAACUCAUUCUUUUUGAACAAAUUGCAAUUGGUGAAUAAGUUUAUUGUAUUUUUUUUUAUGUUUCAUAGGUUUAGGACAAAGCAGCUUUUGCGCUGAAAAUCCAGCAUGGGGUUACAGGAAGACCUUGCCUCUAAGCAAAUUUCAGGAAGAAGGGUUUUUGGAAAAGGACAAACUCAUCAUUGAAGUCUACAUAAAUGGAGGAGAAGUUGAAGAUGUAUCCAACAAGAAGAAGACUGUUGACAUCAACGGUUUUCAAGUUUUUGCUUCUCAGGUAAGUUAAGUGCAUGUGUUUUUUUGAAUAACCACUUGCUUUAUAGUGUAAUAUAAACAUAUUUUUUUCCAUGGCAGGUUACUAAAGUGGGAAAGAUAUUCACAGAGCACCCAGACAUUGCAAAAGAUUUCAAACCAACGAAACAAGAAGUGAAGACAGCAUA
This is a messenger RNA of Brassica rapa (field mustard), 3986 nucleotides long. RefSeq names its product MATH domain and coiled-coil domain-containing protein At2g42480. NCBI's taxonomy places the organism in Eukaryota, Viridiplantae, Streptophyta, Magnoliopsida, Brassicales, Brassicaceae. The record is from RefSeq and is a predicted model, not a curated record. Gene Ontology annotation, molecular function: protein binding.